Messenger RNA from Nezara viridula (southern green stink bug), 2266 nucleotides. Lineage: Eukaryota; Metazoa; Arthropoda; Insecta; Hemiptera; Pentatomidae. The record is from the annotation of a GenBank genome assembly.
AUUUUUUUAUUAAGAAAAAAGAAUAAGAUAAGAUAAACAAAUAAUUACAUAAUUUUGCUUCAAGUUUUUAUUUAUUGACAAAAAAUAACAAAACAAUAAAAUAUAAUGUUUGGAAUGAACAAAUAAUUAUAAAAAAUUUUCUUCUAGUUAAUUAUCUGUGGAUAUAAAUAUGAUAGAACAUGAUGAACACCUUAAAAUAUAAAAUAAUAAACCUCAUUUCAUAUAAGAAAAAUCUCAAAUAUUGUUGUUCUGGUUUAAAAAUAGGUUUAAUACAUUUAAAACAAUAUACAAGUAAAUAGAAUUUUAUACAAAAAAAUUAAAGUAUACUUUAUAGAAUGAAUCUAUAUUCUUAAAAUAUGAUUUAAUACAAUAAAAAUAUCUAACGAAAUAAAAUUUUAAAAGCAUUCGCUAGGAACAAUCAGGAAAUUAAAUUUCUAAAAAUAAUUACAGAGCAAUAAAUAAAAAUCUUAUCAAUUGAUUAACUUUAGCAUUUUUAGAUCUAUGAGUGGCUGAUAGGCCAACUUCUCAUCGAUCACAAGUUCUACUGUGAGAUCAGGAUUCCGUUCCUGAAAUAAAAAAUAAUAUAAAUUAGAUUAUUCCUCAUCUUAUUACAAUAUUUAUUGCUAGUAAUCGAGUGAAAUUAGUUUAGAAAUAAACCGUAUUACUCCUUCAGGAAUAAGUGCAGGUCCUAGAUUACUUCCUGGUGGUGGUGGGAGAAACCGGCAAGUAACCAUUGUGGUCCUUUUUGCUAACCCCUAAAAGCCACUUAGAGGAGGUUGUUGCAACAUACUAGACUUGAGUGUCAAGAUUUAUUUCUUGAGACCACAGAGAAAAAAAAUAUUAACUGAGCCAGUAUUCAUGAAAUUCACAUAUCAGAAAGCUUGCUAUCACUCAAGGACAUAUGAGUACUCAUUUGACCUUAAUCAAAACUUAAUACUACAUAACAGCUGUUCCUAAGAUAAGGAAUUAUCUAGUAUCAGUGGCAUUAAAUAUCAAGAAAUCUCACUUAGUACAGCUCAUAUUGCCCUAAUCAUGGAAGAAAUAAAUAUUCGAAAAGCAACAAAAUGUGAUUGCACUGAAAUUAUGAGACUUGUAAAGGAAUUGGCUGAAUUUGAAAAUAUGCCUGAUCAAGUAAAUCUUGAUGCUGAGAGCAAAAGUCAAGUUGUAAAGGUGUUCAGAGGUUGGGAAUGUGGAACUGAUCACUUUAUGCUCCGGACCAAGAUUCUUUUCCUGUGGAAAGUUGGACGGAGUCUAAAAGCGGGCCGCUGCAAAGCAGAGAGCAUCACCUUACCAAAGUACAAACUGUAUCUUCUUAUGGAGGAAAGUGCUGGGAUGUUAUACGGAAGUAGAUUAGAGGAAAAAAUAGAUUUGAGCCGGGGAAGCAAUCUUUCGGAAAAAUAUGAACACUUAAGGGAGUGCAUCCACUCAGCAGCCUGGGUGGUGUUAGGAGAUCUGGACUGGAUUGCCUAUAGAGCUCUGAACAAACGUGUAAAAGACGAGGUUGUAAAGGAGAAGAAUAACUCCUGGGAGAGAUGCUGCCAGAAAAUAGAUGGAGCACUAGGCUUCAAUCAAAUGAGAGAAGUUUGGAGUAUUUUGAAGAGCUUGAGGACACCACGUAUAGGCACGGUUAUUUCUUAUAUCACAUUGGCCAAAGAUGGGUUCGAAACAAAUAAUCCUCCAUUCCAUUGUCUAGUUAUUGAUGAGCCAGAAAAUAGCGGAAAUUCAGAAGACAAAGCUCCAAAACUCAUUGGAUAUGCACUAUACAGCUUUACAUAUGGGACAUGGGAAGGAAAAAGAAUGUGGCUGGAAGACAUAAUGGUUACGAAUAAAUACAGAAUCAAAGGGAUAGGGAAGAGGCUUUUUUCAGCUGUAUGCCAGAAGGCAUUAAGAGAAAAUUGUAAAGCUGUAAGAUUUGUAGUUCUAAAAUGGAAUCCCGCUAUGAAAUUUUACCAACAGUUUGGAACCACUAAUCUAACUGAAAAAGAAGAGUGGCAGUUUUCUACACUUCAGUACGAAGAUGUUUUAAAAGCAGCUAAUCUGUUUAAAUAGUAAUCAAAGUAUAUCCUUUUUCAUGUUUGUAACAGAUAAUAAUGGCAUAAAAAUAACACCAAAUGAUUUGUCAAAAUCUCAUGAUUUAUAUGCAGCUAUAUAUUUUUAUUAUUAAAGAAGAAAUGGAUUUGUUAAAUUCCUAGAGAUCGAAUUAUGUGCAUUUUUAAAGUACAGCAAAUUAAUUUUUUUAUAUAAAUAAUUGUUAGUCGAGCCAUGU